UGCAAAGUGUCAUUGUACAGCAACAAUCAUGUAAAUUAUGAUGAUACUCCGAUAGACUUAGUCCAUCCCAACCCGAUCGCAAAUUGCAACCUACGCAAACAACCCCACAUUGCGGGGCAGCCAAAGCCCAUUCCAUUCCCGUUGUCGCAAUACCACCAAAAGCUGAAGAAAUAUUCUCUCUCCUCUUUCACUCUCAACUCAACACACCAUCUCCAUCACCAAUCAAUCAAUCAACAAAUCCACCUCCAAAAUGCCACCAACACCCAUCCUAAUCCUCGACGGCGGUCUCGGCACCUCCCUACAAGACCACUACAACAUCACCUUCAGCAGCGACACCACCCCUCUCUGGUCCUCGCACCUAAUGAUCUCCGACCCUAAAACCCUCCUCUCCUGCCAACGCGACUUCACCACCACCGCCGCCGUCGACGUCCUCCUCACCGCCACCUACCAAGUCUCGCCGGAGGGUUUCCAGCGCACAAAAACCCCCUCGCACCCGUCGGGAAUCCCCCGCGCCAGUAUCGCCCCCUACCUGCGCACUGCGCUCGACGUCGCCGAACAAGCGGUGCAGGAUACCUCAGCCUCUGUGGCGCUGAGUCUGGGCCCGUAUGGCGCGUGCAUGAUCCCCGGGCAGGAGUAUAGUGGGAAGUAUGAUGGGGAGCAUGAUGAUGAGGAGAAACUGUGGAGGUGGCAUACGGAUCGGUUGGGGCUUUUUGAUGAUGAGGCCAUGGAGGGGAAGGGGUUGCGGGAGAGGGUCAAGUAUAUUGCGAUGGAGACGGUGCCGAGGAUUGAUGAGGUGAGGGCUGUGAGGAGGGCUGUGAAGUCUUCGAAGGGGUUUUGUGAGGGGGUGCCGUUUUGGGUGGCGUGUGUUUUCCCCGUCGAGGAUAAGGAUACUUUGCCUGAUGGGAGUACUGUGGAUGAGGUGGUUGAGGCGAUGCUGUUGCCCGUUGAGGGGGGUGCGACGCCGUGGGGCAUUGGGAUUAAUUGUACGAAACUUCAUAAGUUGCCCAGGUUGGUUGGGUUGUUUGGGGAUGCGGUGGAGAGGUUGCUGAGGGAGGGGAGGAUUCAGGAGAGGCCGGCGUUGGUGCUGUAUCCUGAUGGUACGCAGGGAGAGGUUUAUAAUACUGCUACGCAGACGUGGGAGAAGGUGCAGGAUAAGAGUGGUGCGGAUGAUUCGCGACCCUGGGAGGUGCAAUUGUCACAGGUGGUCAAUGACGCUGCCGCCACUGGCCAGUUCAGCUCCAUUCUCGUUGGCGGUUGCUGCAAAGCUUCGUUCAAUGAUAUCAAGAGGCUUCGCGAACAGCUCCGCCCGGAGUAAAUUAAACGUGUAUAAUAUGUAUAUAGAAAAAGUCUAACACUUUUGUGAC
This is a messenger RNA of Aspergillus costaricaensis CBS 115574, 1364 nucleotides long. RefSeq names its product homocysteine S-methyltransferase family protein. Lineage: Eukaryota; Fungi; Ascomycota; Eurotiomycetes; Eurotiales; Aspergillaceae. The transcript is spliced from 2 exons. Gene Ontology annotation, molecular function: S-adenosylmethionine-homocysteine S-methyltransferase activity. The coding region runs from base 251 to 1315 and encodes 354 amino acids. Gene Ontology annotation, biological process: S-methylmethionine cycle. The record is from RefSeq and is a predicted model, not a curated record.